Molecule: messenger RNA, 867 nt
Organism: Haliotis rubra (blacklip abalone)
Lineage: Eukaryota; Metazoa; Mollusca; Gastropoda; Lepetellida; Haliotidae
Product: transient receptor potential cation channel subfamily M member 2-like
Exons: 5
Coding region: 250-867 (205 amino acids)
Biological process (GO): monoatomic cation transmembrane transport
Molecular function (GO): monoatomic cation channel activity
Source: RefSeq, a predicted model, not a curated record
UUGAAAGGAUCGGCGGUGCUACCACUGUCAAUGGCAUUCAAUCCAUAGAUGUUACGUUAUGAUGUGACAGCUGUCAGUAUUGUCUGUACAUGUUGAGCCACAAAAAGGAUUACAUCACAAUUCUCGUAUAACCGCAGACAACGAAGGAAGAAUCGCAAAGUUAGACUGUUAUAGUCUUCAAUGACCAUUCACUCUAGAUCCUAUCUACACGCAUGACAGGUAUGGCUCUUGGUCUUGACGGGUAAAGCAAUGGCGACAGAAGAUAUUUCGAAUCAACAACAGGGUGAUGAUAACUGGUAUUCAAAACAUAAGCUGUGGAUUAAGGCAAACAUUAAACAACGGGAAUGCCGCAUUUUCAAAAGCGAAGCUUAUGGGGAAGACUGUGUGUGUGGUAAAUCCAAAGAGGACCAUGUACAGUUCCACGAAAACGUAAGAUGGAAAAAGGAAGUCAAUACACAAACAGCAGCCACAGAAGCCUUUGGAACCACUGAGAUAGGAGACGAUGAGGACGAAGAAAGGCAUGAAAUACAGUUUGUGAGAAUAGAUGAGGAUACUCCAUUCAAACAUAUUAAGCAUCUGCUCUUUGAAGUAUGGAAUAUCAACGAGCCGAAAUGGAUUUUACCACUGAUUGGAUCUCAAACAGAUGAUCUAGAAAUAGAGAAUCAGAUGAAAGGAGAAAUCUCGUUUCUGUUUCAAAAACUGUCGACAGUUUCAGAUUUGUGGAUACUCUCUGAUGGCUUAGACGAGGGAAUAUCGGAGUAUAUACUGGAAGCUAAGGCAGAAGCAGUAUUAUUUGAAGAUAGGAUCACCUCAAUCGGUUGUUCAUCGUGGACAGAAGGUCUCAUGGAAGAGGUAUCUGACACCUAA